GUUGCCGGCUCGGCCGUGCCCGCUCCGGGUCCGUGCGGGGCGGUGUCGGGGGUCUCUGGGGGUCUCGGGCCGGUCCCGGUGCCUAUGAACCUCUUCGCCACCUGGGAGAUCGACCGCUCGGCGCCCAGCUGCGUGCCCAGGCUGUGCAGUCUCCGCCUGAAGAAGCUGACCGUGCUAAGGGAACUGGACAAGGAGCUCAGCUCUGUGCUCAUUGCUGUGAAGAUCCAGGGUUCAAAGAGAGUCCUGAGAUCCAAUGAAUAUGUUCUGCCCCCUGGAGGCUUGAUGGAGACUGACCUGGAACUGACAUUUUCGUUGCAGUACCCACACUUCCUGAAACGCGAUGGCAACAAGCUCCAAAUCAUGCUCCAGCGCAGAAAGAGGUACAAGAACCGCACUAUUUUGGGCUACAAGACCCUGGCAGUGGGCAUCAUCAACAUGGCUGAGGUCAUGCAACACCCAACAGAUGGAGGGCAGCUCCUGGGCCUCCACAGCAACAUCAAGGAUGUGAGCAUUCGAGUGGCCGAAAUCAGCAUCUACUCUCUCUCUAGCCAGCCCAUUGAUCACGAAGAUGGAAACGUCCCCUCCGGCCCCAAAAUCAAAGCUGAUCGCUCUCCAGAUAUUGACAACUACUCUGAAGAAGAGGACGACAGCUUUUCCUCCGAGCAGGAAGCCAGCGAUGAUGCCGUGCAAGGCCAGGAUUUAUAUGAUGAAGAGGAUGAAGUGAGGAAGCCAAAGAAAGCCAGGCGGAAAAUGAUCAGAACCACAUCGAUGACCAGACAACCAAACUUCAAGCAGAAAUUUGUUGCCUUGCUGAAGAGGUUUAAAGUGACAGACGAGGUUCUGGAUUCUGACCCAGUGGAUCAGACGCAGGAAGUGGAAGAGGACCUGGGUCUGCUCUACGACAGCCUCGAGGAAUGCAACAACAGUGACAGUGGCCCCGAGAUAGAGGAUAACGAAAGCGUCCACAGCACUCCAAAGCCCACCCUGAGGCGCUUCUUUGAGGGCGUCUCUCACUCUGGUUCCCAGACUGAGAUCAGCAGUCUGCACGGCCAAAAGGGGCAGGAGCGAGAGUCGGGCAGCCCUGGAGAAGCAGAGAAGCGGAAAGUGGGUGUCCCUCGCACCCAAGACGAGGGUGCCAUGGAAACGGCAGCUAUGGAGCUGGAGGUUGACGAAUCCUGCCCAGGAGGACCAGGCGAGACAGUCCUGAAGGAGAGCAGCGUGGACAGGCUGGCCCAGCUGAACAGCAGCAGCAAGCCGGAGUUCCCAGCCACUGUUUCUCCCAGCAAAGUUGAGAACAAGCAGUUGUGGCGGCCGCGCAGCAUGUCCGUCAAGGACAGGCAGAACUCCAGGGGCCAGGGCGAUCGAACCAGCAGCCUGGACAGCGAGAGCUCCCCAGACUCACGGCAGGGCACCCAGGUGCCCCGAAAGUCUGUGUAUGAUCAGCUCAACCAGAUCCUGGUCUCGGAUGAGCAGCUGCCCGAGAGCAUCAUCCUGGUGAACAUAGCCGAGUGGCAAGGCCAGUACCUGUGUGACCAGUUGCAAGAGCACAAGCAGCCCAUUGUCUCCACCUGCUCCAUGGCGGAUGUGCAGGCCGCUUUCAACACCAUCGUCUCUCGCAUCCAGAGAUACUGUAACUGUAAUUCCCACAUGCCUCCCCCAGUGAAAGUGGCCGUCGCAGGGGACCAGAGCUACCUGAGCAUCGUCCUGCGCUUUUUUGUGGAGCAGCUAGCCGGCAAGACCCCGGACUGGCUCAACUAUCUCCGUUUCCUCGUGGUGCCGUUGGGCUCUCACCCCGUGGCCAAGUACCUUGGCUCUGUGGACAACAGGUACAGCACCUUGUUCCUGGAUGCAGCGUGGAGAGAGCUGUUUAGCAGAAUUGAACCCCCUAGUUCAGACACAGUGGAUGUCCCUGGUCGGGUCGUCCAGUUCAUCACUGGCGCCAACGUGUCCCACCAGUUGCCCAUUUCCGAGGCCAUGUUGACCUACAAGCAGAAGAGUUCAGGUGUGUGGGGUACUUCAAGCCCUGCUGUUCUCUGCUUGCCCCUACAGCCAUCGGGGACUGGCACACACCCUGAUGAGGAUUCCUGCCAGAAGUUUGUGCCGUUUGUCGGGGUGGUGAAGGUGGGCCUUGUGGAGCAGUCCUUCAACACCUCAGUUGAUUCUGACGAUGUGACCAUCUGCACCACUUCGCUGCUCAGCUCAUCGUCUCCAUCUGGCGGAGGCAUCCCCUAUACCAAGGAGGUGGUGGGUACCCCUCCGCCCUCCCCAUCGGUCAGCAGCGGGCUCUCGGGAGCUGGCAACCUGAGUCCUGGCGUGGAGGUGAUGGGCCUGCAGGUCGAUUACUGGACAGCGCAGGGUCCAGAGAAGAGGAAAGAGGCCGAGAAGCGGGAGACAGGCAUGAAAAACACUCUGAAGAGCAACUUCCGCUCCCUGCAGGUCAGCCGCAUCCCUGGCCCUGGGGAGCUGACCGCCCCCAACACCAUGGCCAUGACUGUGGUCACCAAGGAGAAAAAUAAGAAAGUCAUGUUCCUGACUAAGAAAAACAAAGAGAAGGACUUGGAACCGAAGAGCCAAGUAAUUGAGGGGAUCACACGCCUGAUCUGCACAGCCAAGCACCAAAACACCAUGCUCCGUGUUUGUAUUGACGGCGUCGAGUGGAACGAUGUGAAGUUUUUCCAGCUGGCCGCACAGUGGCCGACACACGUCAAGCAUUUCCCCAUCGGCAUCUUCGGCUACACAAAGAGCGCGUGAGGAUAAAGGAAAGGAACCAGCCCGAGGCAACAGCCUCGGGGAGGACUUGGGCUCUGCCAUGCUGAACAGAGGAGGGAUGAUCCAGCUCCUUGCUUCUGCCGAAGAUGACUGACUGGACUGGACUGCCUGAAGGCCCAGGGCUGGAGCCCUGAUCCGGCCAGGGCCCUCUUUGGCUCCAUUUGUUCUGUGCAAGGAGCAUCCCGAUUUGCUUUACGUCUCACCCAUGAGGUUUUUUUU
Molecule: messenger RNA, 2988 nt
Organism: Lacerta agilis (Sand lizard)
Lineage: Eukaryota; Metazoa; Chordata; Lepidosauria; Squamata; Lacertidae
Product: phosphofurin acidic cluster sorting protein 2-like
Exons: 25
Coding region: 85-2751 (888 amino acids)
Biological process (GO): protein localization to plasma membrane
Molecular function (GO): transmembrane transporter binding
Source: RefSeq, a predicted model, not a curated record